Molecule: messenger RNA, 5382 nt
Organism: Lepisosteus oculatus (spotted gar)
Lineage: Eukaryota; Metazoa; Chordata; Actinopteri; Semionotiformes; Lepisosteidae
Product: calcitonin gene-related peptide type 1 receptor-like
Biological process (GO): cell surface receptor signaling pathway; adenylate cyclase-activating G protein-coupled receptor signaling pathway; angiogenesis
Cellular component (GO): plasma membrane
Molecular function (GO): calcitonin gene-related peptide receptor activity; calcitonin receptor activity; adrenomedullin receptor activity
Source: RefSeq, a predicted model, not a curated record
CCACUGUUUGCUUCAUUUUGAUCUUGCACCCUGAUACCUUAACAAUCCAAUAGGGGAGUUAUUUUCUACCACUUCAAAUCUGGAAAGACCUGCGAGCAUUGAAAAGCACCAAAGGGAAAACAAAUGAUCCAAUUCACUGCUAACUAGUCUGAGCUGGAUGAAAAAAAAAAGUCACUGCUCCAUUGCUUAAAUUGAUUGCAAUUUUAUUUCUUGGCUAACUGGGACAAAGAUGAACUUCUGUCUCCCUGUAGGCCAACUGGUAAUGACUGCAAUAUCAUUAAUUAUUUACUGAGAAUAUAAAACCUGAGUAAGACGGGGCAUCUGGAAAGGGGCUUCUUUUUAUCCUAUUGUGAUAUUGUGUAGUUCUGACAAUUUUCUUAGAUAAUGGGUGGACGUGCGAAUGCGUCCUAGCGUUUAUAUCAGAGGUGAGAAGACUUGGAAGACCUGGAAGCUGUGGUUUUAUAGUACGUACUGUACUGCCUUUUUCACGCUUUAUUAAACCAGGUAGUUCACAGUCCUACAUUUGAACAGGUUUAACCAGUCGCUAGAACAGCGCGCAGCUGACACGAGGUUAUUAUUAACCAACUGCCAAAAAGACAGCAGAGCGAGCUGUCGACCGUCACGGUAAGCAGUCUGGCACGGCACAAUAUACUGUAGCAUCCGAGCCAUCAGACUGGGGAGACCAGACGGGUCUCUAGAGCGCAAAAAGAAAGGGUACAGAGACAAAAAUUCCCGUCCCUGGCCGGGCGGACGAUGCAAGAGACUGGGGGGACGCCUCCGGGGAAACGAGUUAAAAAGUCAACAGUGACAAAGUAAGCAACGCAUCUAAAACACUAGCCAAACGAAUCCGGGCAUGGGGAGAAACGUGAGAGCUGGCUUUGUCUGAAGAUUGGCGAGGGCUCAAGGAAAGAAGAAACUGUCAAAAACCAAACUAGAACGGAAGAGUUAUUCAUUUCUCCGGAGUCAUCGGCUUAAACUACGCGCAUGGAAAAAAAAAAGAUCGUAAUUAUUCCCCCGUCUUUGACUGCAACUUUGAAGACGGCAUAAAAAUCGGAUGUUAUUGCAACACAUCUGGGCAGUAUCUGGCUGCCGAAAAGCCUAAACGCGGAAUUGCCGCUUGGAUUUGGAAAGUGGACGAAAAGAGCCGGAGACACUCCGCCCGGAGGAGGACAUCCGCCAGGCUGCUCCCCGUCAGUCCGCCCGGUCAUCUGGUCAGUGUGACAGACGCAGCUCGCCAGUGAGCGCCUGGACAGGCCGGCCAUCCAGAAGAAGCCGCUGGAUAGAGGUUCUUGGCGAACGCAUCUCGAAGUCGGCUGACCCCUGGCCCCAGUGAGCAGGCCCCUGUCAGCAGAACCAUGAGGAUGGUGCGGGUCUUGUUGUGGGCACUGCUGAUGUCACUGCUGGCCGUGGUACCCACCUGUGCCCAGGUGACAAACGGAGUGCAGCCUCAACAGACAUUAUCCCCUGACUCCAGUGAUCUGGGGGUGUCCCGGGGGCAGAUCCUCACUGCACAGUUUGAGUGCUACCUGAAGAUCUUGAACGACCCCCCUUACUCUGGAAGUGAUCCCUACUGUAACCGCACAUGGGACGGCUGGCUGUGUUGGGGGGACUACCACCCGGGAACGGCGAUGCAGCACUGCCCGGAGUACUUCCAGGACUUCGAUCCCUCAGAGAAGGUGAUGAAGGUCUGCAACCAAGAUGGCCAGUGGUUCCGGCACCCUGAGAGCAAUCGCACCUGGACCAAUUACACUCUCUGCUCCGCUUAUACUGAGAUCAAGCUCAAGACAGCAUACCACCUGUAUUAUAUGGCGAUAACCGGCCAUUGCCUGUCGGUGGUGUCUCUGCUGAUCUCUCUCUUCAUCUUCUUCUACUUCAAGAGUUUGAGCUGCCAGAGAAUUUCUCUGCACAAGAACCUUUUCCUCUCCUUCAUCCUCAACUCCAUUCUCACCAUGAUCUCUCUCUCUGUGGCCAGCAACCAAGAGAUUGUGGCCAGCAACCCGGCUGGCUGCAAGGUGCUACAGUUCCUCAACCUCUACACUACUGGCUCCAGCUACUUCUGGAUGCUGUGCGAGGGGAUCUACCUGCACACGCUCAUCAUCGUGGCUGUGUUCGUGGAGGAGCAGCAGCUGCGCUGGUACUACAUCCUGGGCUGGGUUUUCCCUUUGGUGCCCACCACCAUCCACGCAGUGGCCAGACUGAACUUCUUCAAUGACAAGUGCUGGAUCAGUUCAAACACAAGCCUGCUUUACAUUAUUCAUGGGCCAAUUCACGCUGCUUUAGUGGUGAACCUGUUCUUCCUGCUGAACAUCAUGCGCGUCCUCAUCACCAAGCUCAAGGUCACCCACAGCGCGGAGUCCAGCACCUACAUGAAGGCAGUGCGCGCCACGCUCAUCCUGGUCCCCCUGCUGGGCAUCCAGUUCGUGCUGGUGCCCUGGACCCCCGAGGGCCGGUCCGCGCAGAUGGUCUACGAGUACAUCACGCACAUCUUAAUGCACUACCAGGGUUUCAUGGUUGCAACUAUAUUCUGCUUCUGCAACGGAGAGGUCCAGGCAGCCCUGAAGAGGAAGUGGAUGCAGUACAGGAUGCAGUGCAAUGGCCGGCUCAUGACGACUGACUCGCACUCCAACUACCACACCAACUCCUCCAUCACCGACAUGAGCCGGGUGACCGUCGGCCCACCCCCCAGCUUCCCCAACACGGCCCCCCACGAGAGGCAGGGCGGGAAGAGCAACGGCACGGCCAACGGGCAGAGCAACGGGAAGGGCAGCUCCGCGGAGGAGAUGAAGAGGCUGGAUGCCACCCUCAUCUGACCGCCGGCGCACACGGAGAGCCCCGGGGCCCGCGAGCACACUCGGGCGCACAGGCGAAGGCUCUCGUGAUCUCGCACGCACACGUGCACGGGCAAACCUUUUUCCACACUCUAUCCCUGAAAGCCCUCCAGCUAUACAGCUACACCCACAGCCCUUAUAAACAACAAGCACGGGCCAAGCCGGUCCAGCUGCCUGACUGCUUGUGCCCGUGAUGCACUGACGCAGCACCAGCAUCUGCACAUCGCACAAGUUCAAAGAGGACGGUUCUCUGAAUCUCUUGCAAUUGCGCUGUCAUUGUUUUCUGUGCCAAAUGUACAUAGGUUUUUCCUCCUUUUUGGAAGGUUUUCUCCUUUCAGUCAGCUUUCAUUGGUUGCUUUUCUUGAGAGGACACUGGACCCUUUUCUGGAGAGAAGCCACUAACAGGCCACCAUGUGACUGUGAAAUUUAGCAAAGGUUCUGGGAUUGUGCUUGUUGAACUGCAGUCUGCUGACUUUCGAACUCCACCUCACAUAGGCAUGAAUGAAGACAGGUCUGUCCCAGUAAGGAUGGAGCUACCAGUGCCUACUUCAUAUGUUUAUGAUAUCCUAAUAUGGACUGCAGAGUUUGCAUGAAAUCUACCGUGCACAAAGGUAAUAGGCCACUUACAGAAAGUAAGUUACUAUUGCUACAGCUGUUUCUUGCUGUAUGUUUUAAGUUUUGCCUAGGAAUCUUUCAUAACCUGACAUGGUUUAGUGUGAAUGCAAGUAACCCUGAGUGCUUUUUUUAUGCACCGAACUUGAAAAAUUGUUGGGCUGGGUGACCUUUGGAAAUGCACUAAAAUGUGUAAUAGAGUCUGUUUUGGGUUUCUGCCAUAUUUAAGCACUCUCUUUCACUUUUAAGGACCAAAUUACAUCUGACCAGAUCUAGGAGUUAAAAGCAUGUAAAAGCUUUCUCCUUUCAUCUCUGAAUGUGUGUGGGUAGCUACUGCAGUACCUGAAGCUUAUGCAGCUUUCCCUGAGGAAUGGCUCCCCCUGUAGGUGAAGUAAGGGAUGGGCAGAGCAGACCUGUAACCCUGGCCAAAGUGGAGAUUUCAGAGCUAUCAGCAACACUCUGUAGGCUACAGUGACCUUGGGAUUUCAGAAAACCCACCUUAAGGUUUCUUAACCAAUCUUUUUUAUGAAAUUGAUAAAUUACUAUCCCCCCCUUCCCCCCAAUCUUCUGUUUGUUAUUAAGAGACCUCGGGUUGAUCACUCCAGUGUCCCCAUUCAUGAAGGGUCACUGCUUCUGGCUUCCUUUCUACCUCAUUUGUCCCCUUGAACCCUGUUACCAGUCUGGGCAUACAAUCCAGCCAGCCAGGGUUGGCUUGUUCCAAUACAUGCCUUCAUUAACCUUGGAAACGUUCAGGGGAAUGGGUCAAAGUCAUUGUCUCAAGAGGCAUUGCAAGGCAGCCUAGAUGUAAAAUUUAAUAUCAAGGCAUAAGGCAAAUCAAAUAUCUGCACUAAUGAAAUUAUAAAGAGUAUAUACAUAAAAAUUUUCAAAUUGAAAAUAAAAGGUGUCCAUUAAAUUUAGGAUUCAGAUUUCCCUAAAUCCAGACUUUGCUGUCCAAGAUGAGAAUUGUCCUACCAGUCUAUUUUACCAGGAUCUCUGACUUUCCUUCUGUUCCUUCUGAAGGUGUCUCUAUAUGAGCAGAUGCUCUCUACUCUAUAUGCUUUGCAUUAAGAAAAAAGAUGCUAAGAAAUGAUUAUGAGGGAUCACAGCAGUAGAAGAAAUGCUAGAUAAAUAGAAAGAUUUAUUGAAGCGUCUCCAGCGUGAUCUCCUGCUGAGAUGUGAAGUGGAAACUGAUGGCAGACGUUUCAUAAGCAGUGUAGGUAGGUAAUCUCCGCAUCUGAGCCACAUUGGGUCAUGGGGCCAGAGCUCAUCCUGGUUUUCAUGGCGUUAAGAAAAGGAGAAACUAUGUCACCCCCCACUGUACUGAAUGCUGGUCCUUCACAGGAAAUAUCCCCCAUCAUGUUGGUCACCUUUGAUACAGCUGGGUCCCCAGCAGUGUAAAUAAACUACCUACAACAGCAGGUCUACAGCAGUAUAGCCAUGACUCACAGGCACGUUCCUAUUGAAGAAACAAUUCUUGGAAUGGAAGCGGUUUUCUUAGAUGUCAAAGGGAGGACACGUAUCAUCCCAGACCAUGGUAUGUCACUGGAUUCCAGGAUUCUACUUGUUUCAUGCAUUGUAGUGCAGUGUAAUUCCUAGUAAAAGGUUGGAGAUUCUAAGUGUCUGAAUUAUUUUACCACAUGAAAUGGUCCACAAAGGGCAGGAGUUUAUAAAGCUAUUAUUGUGGUCUGCUCUCUCCUACGCUAUGCUUAAAAUUCAAGCUACCACCGUUUCUGUGAAGAUGAAUGCCGAGCCAACAGGGUAGAGCACUGUGAGGAGACAGUUUUCUUGAUCCCCAAACAUUCCCUUUCAAUUGCUACCUGAGUAAUGAACAUGAAAAUAUUCCUUCAUAUUUUUUUGUAUUACAAUGGAUGUUGCUGUCAUUAUGACUUGUACUGUAGUGAUUAAUCACGAGCAUAAAUAAAUACGUCAAAAAGCAAAAAGA